CCUACACAACCCCAACCCCCCCCCCCCAAUAAACAUGGCAAACACCCUUUUAGAAGCUUUGAACGUGCGAGUUGUCGGCUCCGGCGACAGAAUCCUUGUCUUGGCUCACGGUUUCGGUACGGACCAAUCGGUUUGGCAACGGAUUCUCCCAUUUUUCACACCUAAUUAUCGUGUAAUCCUAUACGACCUCGUUUGUGCCGGCAGCGUCAACCCCGAUUACUUCGAUUCCACUAGGUACGACACUCUCGAUGCUUUCGUCGACGAUUUGCUUAAUAUUCUUAAAGCUCUCGGCGUUCACCGUUGCGCUUACGUCGGCCACUCCGUCUCCGCCAUGAUCGGUAUCUUGGCUUCCAUUCGCUGCCCUCAACUCUUCUCCAAACUCAUCCUCAUCGGCGCUUCUCCCAGGUUUCUCAAUGACGAAAAUUACCACGGAGGGUUCGAGCUAGGCGAGAUUGAGGAAGUAUUUUCAGCAAUGGAAGCCAACUACGAAGCUUGGGUCAACGGGUUUGCCCCAGUGUUGGUGGGGGCCGAUGUGCCGACAGCGGUUCGAGAGUUCAGCCGGACACUUUUCAACAUGAGACCGGACAUAUCAUUGUUCGUUUCAAGGACGAUAUUCAACAGUGAUCUGAGAGGGGAACUCGGGAAAGUGAGAGUGCCGUGUUGCGUGAUCCAGACGGCGAAAGAUGUGUCGGUUCCGGCAUCGGUGGCGGAGUAUUUAAAGACCCGUCUUGGGGGACGAACCACGGUGGAGAUUUUGAGAACAGAAGGCCAUUUACCGCACUUGACUGCGCCGGUGUUGCUUGCUCAAGUGCUUCGGCGAGCCCUUCCGCGGUGAGUUUUCUAGUGUUUUUUUUACUUUAACAAUGCCAAUGGGACCCAAUGGGUCGGAUUUUUAUCUUGGAACGUAAUAUCUAUGUUGAAAAAUAAAAUCUAAUUUCUUAA
Gossypium raimondii (Peruvian cotton) is the source of this 942-nucleotide messenger RNA. Its product is annotated as strigolactone esterase D14. The transcript has 2 exons. Bases 35 to 835 code for a protein of 266 amino acids. The record is from RefSeq and is a predicted model, not a curated record. Lineage: Eukaryota; Viridiplantae; Streptophyta; Magnoliopsida; Malvales; Malvaceae.